AUGCGUCAACGCCAGCCCUCGUACCGCACGUAUACACUUGACCACUCCCACCGUUGGGAACACCUGGCCGCCGACAUGGACGAUCGACCGCGCGCCGGCGCUACAAAACGGCCGAUGCCAGCUCUCUGUCUCGCCACGGCCCAUAAGAUAGACGAGGACGACCUCGUCGCCCGUAGCGCAGAACACGGCAAUGCCGAGGUUCCGACGCAAGUUCUGGCGGCGCACGUGGAGCCGCCGGCCGGCGGUGGUCCUGGGAUGGGCGACGACGGCUUAGGCGACGGCGUCGCCUCGGGUCGGUACGACAUCGGAUCGGCCGCCGAGACAAGCUCUGUAGCUGACAUCAACGAUGCUGACAACACCACCGUACUCGAGCGGGAGGGGGGAGAUCAUACGACGACCGAGGCGAGCCCUGCUGCUAAGACCAGCGAUGCGGGCAACAAUAUUAUGUCUGAGAGAGAGAGUGAAGACCUUGCAACGGCCGGUACGAGCCUUGCAGCUAGCAUCAGCAAUGCAGUCGACGCCACCAUGUCCGAGAAGGCGGGGGAAGAUAAUGCAAUGACUGAGAUGAGCCCUACAGCCAAGGCCAGCGGUAUGGAUAACACCAUCAUAUUUGAGCGGGAGGGUACAGGUUAUCGCCAGAGCGAUGGUUGCCCGGAAUGCUUCAGAGAUGAACCGUUUGCGACUCGGCGGGCCGUGCCCAUGCAAAACGGAGAACCGGCUCCCGUUAGGGAACCACGGCCAGGAUGGUAG
Molecule: messenger RNA, 750 nt
Organism: Thermothelomyces thermophilus ATCC 42464
Lineage: Eukaryota; Fungi; Ascomycota; Sordariomycetes; Sordariales; Chaetomiaceae
Exons: 4
Coding region: 1-750 (249 amino acids)
Source: RefSeq, a predicted model, not a curated record